Molecule: messenger RNA, 1483 nt
Organism: Hevea brasiliensis (rubber tree)
Lineage: Eukaryota; Viridiplantae; Streptophyta; Magnoliopsida; Malpighiales; Euphorbiaceae
Exons: 5
Coding region: 305-1318 (337 amino acids)
Biological process (GO): biosynthetic process
Cellular component (GO): cytoplasm
Molecular function (GO): isomerase activity
Source: RefSeq, a predicted model, not a curated record
ACCAAUGAGAGGUUGAUUAUAGGUCGUUAAUUCUCUUAUUCAACCGACGAAUUUGAUGUUUUUGUUUUUAUGAAUGCGUGAUAGUUUGAAUUUCAAAAGUUGACUUAAUUAAAAAAGCUCAUACAAUUCUUUAUAUUAUAUAUAAUUUCGUUUUAAGAAAAUAGUAGAAAUUUGAAUAAAUUAUUCAUAAUCAUCCCAGAAAAUCGUGAGUGCUAAUAAUCAUAAAAAGUUGGUGUUUUUAAGUAAUUAAGGGGAUCUUCAAGAUCGCAACUUUCUUUCCAGUUCAUAAGGUAGGAUCUGUAAAAUGGGGAAACAACUCGUCAAGUGCUUUGUGGUGGACGCUUUCACCGAUUCCGCUUUCAAGGGAAAUCCAGCAGCAGUAUGUUUCUUAGAGGAAGAGAAAGAUGACAAGUGGUUGCAAGCUGUGGCUGCCGAGUUCAACAUUUCCGAGACCUGCUAUUUGACUCCCAUCAAUCUCCCCGAUACUGUCAAUUCAAAUCCCAGGUUCCAUCUUAGGUGGUUCACUCCUGUUGCUGAGGUUAAGCUUUGUGGUCAUGCAACGCUAGCUGCUUCACACAUUCUCUUUUCUAAUGGAUUGGUAACUUCUAACGUUAUUGAGUUUGUUACACUAUCUGGUAUCCUAACUGCUAAGAGGGUUUCUGAUAUCAGCAGAACUGAUGACUUGAGUAAUCAAAAUAGCAAAGCAAAAGAGUGUUUUCUUAUUGAAUUAGAUUUUCCUACUGUCCCAACUACUGAAUUCAACUCUCUUGAUCUUGUGUCGAUUUCUAAAGCCCUGAAUGGCGCUUCCAUAAUUGAUAUCAAGAGGACUACUGGUGCAGAUGACCUCUUUGUUGUCUUGCCAUCUGCUAAAGCUGUUACAGAAUUACAGCCACAGUUUGAUGAGAUACUAAAUUGUCCUGGAAGGGGGAUAAUUGUUUCUGGGGUUGCUCCAUCAGGGUCUGGAUUUGACUUUUAUAGUCGAUUUUUCUGUCCCAAAUUUGGAAUCAAUGAGGAUCCUGUCUGUGGAAGUGCACAUUGCGCUUUAGCCCCCUACUGGGGCAAAAAGCUUGGAAAGUGUGAUUUUAUGGCUUAUGCGGUAACUUUUCCUCUUUGCUUCUGCCAUCUCUCUCCGUCUCAAAUGUUCAUGCAGAACAACAUGAACACAGUUUUUCUAAAUUGCAUAUUGCUCAGAUUUGUUUUAUUUGGUCAGGCAUCACCGAGAAGUGGAAUAUUGAACAUUCAUUUGGAUGAGCAGAAGCAGAGAGUGCUGCUGCGAGGGAAAGCUCGUACUGUGAUGGAAGGCUCUCUUUUAGUUUAGAUUCUGGAGUUAUUCCACUGCAUGUAUUACUAGAUUGAAAUAAUGGGAACCGCUGAAUUGAUGAUCCCUGCUGAAUCUCGAUUGUUUUUUUGUAUUACCAUGUAAUUUAUCUUUCACUGGACAACUUUUGACUGACUUGUAAUGGCAUAUGCAGCACUCUCUCUC